Messenger RNA from Myxocyprinus asiaticus (Chinese sucker), 996 nucleotides. Its product is annotated as interferon alpha-inducible protein 27-like protein 2B. Gene Ontology annotation, cellular component: mitochondrion; membrane. The record is from RefSeq and is a predicted model, not a curated record. Lineage: Eukaryota; Metazoa; Chordata; Actinopteri; Cypriniformes; Catostomidae. The coding region runs from base 184 to 867 and encodes 227 amino acids. Gene Ontology annotation, biological process: apoptotic signaling pathway. The transcript has 8 exons.
AAGGAAACAGUCGGUUUCGAUUUCGUAUAUACUUAAAAACACAUUACCUCAUAUUAUGGGGCGUGGUGCCGUCUCUAAAUUCCCUGCUGCAUAGCGCAUACAUUUAUUAGCAGCACAAAUCAGUCUUGUGAAGGAAAACAUUUUCCCAUCCUUCGGCUGUUCUCACUCGAAAUCUUCGAAAUCAUGACGGGCGCUGGUGCAGUUGCGUUGGCUCCACUGGCGCUCACUGCGGCUGGAUCCACCUCCGCCGGUAUCGCAGCAAGUUCUCUGGCGGCCAGCAUGAUGUCAUCAGCAGCUGUAGCCAAUGGGGGUGGUGUGGCUGCAGGAAGUUUGGUGGCUGUCCUCCAGUCAGCAGGUGCUGCUGGGAUGUCUACGGUGGUUACAGCAGGUGCGGCAUCUGUGGGCGGAGCCACGGGUGCUAUAUUAGGACUGUUCACCAUUACUGGGAAUACAGCUGGGGCUGGUGCUGCUGGGAUGUCUACGGUGGUUACAGCAGGUGCGGCAUCUGUGGGCGGAGCCACGGGUGCGGCAUCUGUGGGCGGAGCCACGGGUGCUAUAUUAGGACUGUUCACCAUUAUUGGGGUUACAGUUGGGGCUGCUGGUGCAGUUGCGUUGGCUCCACUGGCGCUCACUGCGGCUGGAUUCACCUCCGCCGGUAUCGCAGCAAGUUCUCUGGCGGCCAGCAUGAUGUCAUCAGCAGCUGUAGCCAAUGGGGGUGGUGUGGCUGCAGGAACUUUGGUGGCUAUCCUCCAGUCAGCAGGUGCUGCUGGGAUGUCUACGGUGGUUACAGCAGUUGCUGCAUCUGUGGGCGGAGCCACGGGUGCUAUAUUAGGUGGAGCUGCUGAUUUGUUGAAGACCUUCUUCUGACAAAUUAUCACAAAGUCUGCACAGUCACAUGUUAUAAAAGGCAUUUGGCAGCACCUUGCAUGUCAUGUUAUAAUGUGCACAACUUUUAAUGAUAAUGACUGUUUUUAAAAUAAAAAGCAGCUUGAAGUA